Messenger RNA from Xiphophorus couchianus (Monterrey platyfish), 3375 nucleotides. RefSeq names its product taxilin gamma (gene txlng). Gene Ontology annotation, molecular function: syntaxin binding. The record is from RefSeq and is a predicted model, not a curated record. The coding region runs from base 36 to 1547 and encodes 503 amino acids. NCBI's taxonomy places the organism in Eukaryota, Metazoa, Chordata, Actinopteri, Cyprinodontiformes, Poeciliidae. The transcript is spliced from 11 exons. Gene Ontology annotation, biological process: regulation of cell cycle.
UUAGAACUGUUUAUUGGAGUGUUUGGUAUUGUGGCAUGCAGACUUUACGCUACCCGAACGCACUAAACAAAGUUCUGCAAAGAGGUUUACAGCGCAGUGAUUGUUUUCACUUGUUCAACAUUUUGAAGGUUGGAUCAAAACCGAUGGAGACGCCAGGAGUUUGUGAGAUUGAGCUGCCCAACAGAAGAAUAGUGAGCGGCAGUGAAUCCCCAACUGAUCUGGAUAGUCCAUGUCAGGAGGAGGUUCCAGGGUUUCAUUUAGGUCUGUGUGGGCCUGAGGAAGAGAGAGGGGAAACCCCGGGCAGAGAGGACAGUCCCAGUGACCUGGGGGAGGCGGAGCUUGAUCCUGGAGGAGACUCCAAGGCUGGAGACGACAAGGCUUUUGGAAAGGAGGUUGUACUGCUGAUGCAGGCGCUGAAUUCUCUUGCCACGCCUGAAGAGAAACUGGCAGCACUGUGCAAAAAAUAUGCAGAUCUGCUGGAGGAGAGCCGCUGCAUGCAGAAACAGCUGAAAGCCCUGCAGAAGAAGCAGUCUCAGAUUGUCAAGGAGAAGAUCCACCUGCAGGGAGAACACAGCAAAGCCAUCCUGGCCCGCAGCAAGCUGGAGAGUCUCUGCAGAGAACUCCAGAGACACAACAAGACACUGAAGGAGGAGAACGGCCAGCGGUCCAGAGAGUAUGAGGAGCAGCGGAAGGAGGCCAUGCUGCACUUCCAGAUGACUCUGGGUGACAUUGAGGUGCAGAUGGAGCAGCACAGCUCCCACAACGCCAAGCUGAGGCAGGAGAACAUGGAGCUGGCCGACAAGCUCAAGAAGCUCAUUGAGCAGUACGAGCUCAGAGAGGAGCACAUAGACAAGGUGUUCAAACACAAGGAACUGCAGCAGCAGCUAAUGGAUGCCAAGCUGCAAAGAAUCACUGAGAUGAUGAAAGAAGUGGAGGAGAAGCAGCAGCGGGAGAGAGAGUUUCUGCUGAAGGACGCCACAGAGUCCAGGCGCAAAUGUGAGCUGAUGAAAGAGCAAGAAUCUCAGUUGAAACAACAGCUCUCCCUGUACAUGGACAAGUUUGAAGAGUUUCAAAGCACUUUGGCGAAAAGUAAUGAAGUCUUCACCACCUUCAGACAAGAAAUGGAGAAGAUGACAAAGAAGAUCAAGAAGCUGGAAAAGGAGACAACGCAGUGGAGGACCAAGUGGGAGAGUAACAACCAGGCGCUGCUGCAGAUGGCCGAGGAGAAAACGCUGCGUGAUGGGCACUUCAAGGCUCUGCAGGGGAAGCUGGAGCUGCUGGAGCGCCUGUGCAGAGCUCUGCAGAAGGAGAGGAACGACCUGAGCAACCAGCUGAGCCUCCUUCAGGAGCAGAGGGACAAGGGGCCGGUGCCACCUGGCUCCGAUCAGCACGAGGCCUUAGCCAUGGAGGACAAGGAAGACAAAGAGGAAGAUUCUGAAGAUUUGGUGCACGAUGGAGAACUGGAGGCGGGCGAGGAGCCCCCGCAGCAUGCUGCUGAUAAAACCACUACUACUGCAGCAACAACACCGACCAGGCUGCUGGACUGAAGCUGCUAUGGGGCAGUCUGAAACAUUACCAUUACUAAAGAUUUACCCUUUCACAAUUGUAAACUAUAUCUUUUUGAUCUUUCUGUGUUUUUACACUUUGCUCAAUAAAAUUAUUGUAUGAAGAAUUGCCACAUUUCUAAGGCGCUGUGCAGUGAGCUGUGAGCAAAGCCCUUUCCUCCACCAGUCAGGCUGAGUUGGGCCUGGAGCAUAUCAUUCCAGCAGACUGCAGUACGGGGUGGGGGUUGACUGCCUUUCUGUUUAAUCACAACAUAUUUUCCUCAAAGCUUCUGCUCCCUGAAAAUAUGACUUGCAGAUAAGGGCCACUAGAUGUUUGAAGAGCAUCAAAUAGUUGAGCUAUUUUUCUAAGUCACAUUCUCAUUUGUAUUUUUCAAGGAAAGUUCCUUUAAAAUCCAUCAUAUGGAGUUCUAACAGGUGUUUAGGGUUUCUUUUGGUGCCAACCAGUCAGUUGUAGUUGGUGUGAAUGUAUCAUGAUGUGGUCUGUCUGCUUUAGUCUUCCUGGCUUUAACCUGGCCAUCUGCUGUCUGCUGCCCCCAGUGGAUCAUUUAGGAACCAUCCAUCCAUCCAUCCAUCCAUUUUCUGUUCACCCUUGUCCCUAAUGGGGUCAGGAGGGUUGCCGGUGCCUAUCUCCAGCUACGUUCCGGGCGAGAGGCGGGGUACACCCUGGACAGGUCGCCAGUCUAUCGCAGCAUUUAGGAACCAUCUCCAGUGAAACUCAGGGUCAUCCUAUCCUAAGUUUUUCUACCGGCUAGAUAACCAGUAUUAUUCAUUGUGACCAUCUCUGUCUGUCUGUCUUCAUCAAGCUUGGCCUUUAAAGCACUCCCAGGAAGCCUGAAUAAACAGCACUGCUGUCACUCAGGCAGAUAUUUCCACAUUUUACAAGAUAAAUUUUGAAAUAUCUGAGACCAAAAUGAGAUGUGAAGGGUUCCUCUCCCACCCGAUCCUGCAGAUUCUUUAGAGUGCAUAGAGGCCAGUUUUAACAGGUCAUUGGUGUGAAUUAUGUUUGAAACGUUGACAUCCAACCAUGUCAGAUUUGAUCUUGGAAGAGAAGAUGGGAUUUGCUUUUUUGGAGAGUUUGAAUACAGCUGCACUGUUGGGAACAAUUAAGGGCUCUGAUGCGGGUCUGGCCUCUUCAGUGAGUCUACACCUUAAGUGAAUGUAGGAAGUAGCAGCAGGUGCCAGCUUGACUGCAGUCAUUGGGGAGGAUUGUACUACUGACCCUUCUGGGUUUUCUUCACUUGAAAAUUAGAUUUGUCACUUCAUCUCAUUAUUUGCACAUCUUAUGGUAAUCAUUGUUCUUUUCCAUAAGCUUCAGCAGCGAGAAAGCAGCUGUUACCAUGCAAUGUGCCCUGUCCUGUUUUACUGUAGCACUUACUUCACAUGUUGUAGUCCUCUAGCUCCAGGCUGACCCCAGAUCUGCCUGGCUUCUAUUUUUGGCAUAAAAAAGUAGCGGGACGGAUAUGGAUGUAGUCCAGGCGACAUAAUUAAGAUUGUAAGUGUUGCAUAGCAGUGAAUGUGUAAGAUGGCAGUCUGUGCACUUUGACCUUUGCCCACCUUUCUAAGCCACUCUUCGUGCCGAGUUGAAAUCAGAGAAAACUAAAUGUUGACCAGCAGGCGGUGAGGGUUUCCACCCCUGGCUGAGCUGCAGACAACUUGACCUUAGCAUUGCCCCAGAAUGACUCGGGUCAUAUCAGAAUCUACCUCUGUGGGCGGGGCCAUGAGUCAGCAAACUGACUGCUUUUAUUUUUACCACCUUGUAAAUGUAAAAUGUUCUAAGGCUGUCAUGCUUUUCAAUAAACAUUUUGUAGGA